UUGAUAUUUGGUGUUUGCAUUGUGAACUUUCAUCAUUUAAGAGGCCCAGAAAUUGAAUAUUCAAAAUUUGCUGAUGAUAACGCUGAAGAUAAAUCACUUGUAUGGCCAUAUUUACCUUUUCAAGCUUUACCUGAUGGUGCACAUUCAUUUGAAGAGACAUUCUCAUAUUUCACACUAUAUUAUAAUGAGAAAGGUAAUUUUGAUAAAAUAGAUACAAAUUCAACAACUUUGUUUGCCAUAUCAUGUGUUCGUCAGAUACGAUCAGAUGAAUUACUUGAAAAAGAUGAGGAAAUAACAAGAUCAUCUGUUCAGAAAGCAAUAGUGGUGAUAUUGAGACAACCUAUAUUUGGACAGAUCAAAGAGAAGUUGAGCAUUGUAACUAAUGCAUUUUUUGAACAAAAGAACUUCAAUGAUAGAUUGAUUGUGGAUCUACUGUAUCAAAAUUUACAAACAAUUUAUGAUGAAGACACUUCUUUCAUUGAUGAGAAUGAUUUCAAUUCCGGGAUAUCCUUAAGAAGUUUAGUUAAAGACUUCAAAAAAGAAGUAUUAGUGAUUGUUAAAGCCAUGAUGUUGGAAAAGAAAGUUGCGUUCUAUGGUUCAAAUCCAACAAAACUAUGCCAAACAGAAUUUGCCUUUAUAAGUUUGAUACCGAACUUGAUUAACAACUUGCUUGAUUCAUCAUCACCUGAAUUGUUCAAUUAUGCCAAAAAUUUGAAAAUGACUACAAGUUUCCAAACGAGUGAUAGAAAUUCAGUACUGGAUUUUGCUGGAUUCCCAUUACAAAUCUUUGGUGAAGGUGGUGUUUUCGCUCCAUAUGCUCCAUUACAACAAUUUGAAGAUUUGAAAAAAAUUGAUUAUUAUGUGAUGGGGACAUCUAAUGCAUUAAUUUUGAAUCAAAAAUCAAAACUAGCUGAUGUUUUGAUAAACAUUGAUACUUUGACAGUGGAAAUUAUAAAUCAUGAUCUGGUUCAACUUUUAACAUUAUCUUCGUAUGAUAAAAAAUGGAUGUCACAAAUUUUGAAUUAUGUCACUUCAUCUUGGUCAGAUUCAUAUUCAGGAUUCUUGGGUUCUGAUGAUUAUAUCAGAUGGCAGUUUGAAGAUUAUCUAUUGGGAUUGUUAUCAAGUGUCAAGUAUGAUAAUUUCCUCAAAAAAUAUGAUGGUUCACCACCGCCUGAAUUGUUGAUCAAGGAAGUUGAUCGUAAUCAACUAAAGCAUUUUAAUAAUCAUUUUAUUGAAAAUUGGAAGAAAACAAAAAAUUAUCAGCUGUUUAAUGAGUUCACAGAUGACAAUAUAUUUGAUGUUUUUGAGCCAAAACACAUCUUU
Hansenula anomala is the source of this 1323-nucleotide messenger RNA. It is a transcript of the gene AVL9, whose product is annotated as Avl9p. The transcript has a single exon. NCBI's taxonomy places the organism in Eukaryota, Fungi, Ascomycota, Saccharomycetes, Phaffomycetales, Wickerhamomycetaceae. The record is from RefSeq and is a predicted model, not a curated record. The annotation marks the transcript as partial. Gene Ontology annotation, cellular component: cytoplasm.